CCCCACCUUGAGCCAGCCAGGAUUUGUCAAAAGGCAGCCUAGCUGCAUGGUGAAGGUAGGUAGGAAAGAGAGGCAGGAAGGGUCUGCUUCACUAGCACAUUCCCUACAGGAAAGCAGCAUCCAGUCUGCAAAGUGGAAGUUUCAGUCCUCUCUGCAGUGUGGUCAAGAGCAGUGGGGAAGGAGAUGCAGUGUCUCCUUGCUGCAUCCCACCUUCUGCCCAAAUGUUUAAUUAGGGAUGGAUCCAGGUUGGGCGCAGAGCCUCAGUAUGCAGUAUAAUACUUCAGCCAGUCACUUUAUUUGUGUAACUGUCUUCUGUAUUCUGUACACUACUAUAAAGUGAUGUUCACAACAAGCAAACCCACACCUUCUUAAUCAUCAGAACGUUAUUACCAUGCAACCAAAAGCAAUUCAAAACAAUUUAAUAAUAAAUCCCAAAUAAGCUAGUGUUGUACCAAAAUACGCCAUUCAUAAUUUAUUACUAAUACAAAGGGAGGAAAGGUGCCCCCUGAACUUGGGGGGGGGGUGCGGCGGCAAUGGAAUGAGCCCUUUUUAAAGGGCUGCGACGUUUGGCACACCACCCACAUGUUGUAAUUGCAAGUGGGUAGGAGGGCUGAAACCAAGAAAGGUAUCCCUGAGGCCACAUGGUUCCUAGAAGAAGGAGAGGCUUCCUGAUUCACAUCAGUUUUCUUUGUUCUGCUUUUUCUAUGGAAAGGAGCUAGGAUCUGCAAGGAACUGAAACCUCAUCCUUUGAAGAGCUGACAAUCUUACUCAACUCUGCUUUGGCUUGUGAGAUGCUGAGAUGCACUGCAGCCACAAGGAUAAGGAAUUAAUUAUUGACAUUAUUUAAAAAGCUGAUUCUAACAAUGCUGGAUUGGAUGCAGUACGGAAUAUACCCAGUAGGAAUAUACCUUGUUAUCCAUCCCUUCCUCCCAAAGGUGCUUAGGGUGCCAAACAUCAAUGGUAAAAACAAUAUCCAGCAAUCAAAUGCCUGAAACUCAAUAAUGAGGGAGAUCAAUGCACUUCACCAGGGUGGGCAUUGCACAAACUUGGAGCCAGCACUGAGAAGGCCCUGUCAUGGGUCAAUGCCAACCAACAGCCCUUAGUGGCACCACCACCAAUAAUACCUCACUUGCCAAUUGUAGGGUCUGGAAUGGUUGGUACACGUUUUAGCCACCUUUUUGUUGACAUGGUCAAGAUGGUUAAGAUUUGCUACUGCCCAGAGUUAUUACAGGGUAGAUUUGUAAUUCUUGCAAUCAAUCAACAGAUUGAAUGUUAGGCAUGACAAGUUAAAUAGUCCAGGGCAAAAGGGAUACAUUAACGAAGGACAGCAGGACUGGAAGGAACACGUAUUGUCAUAAAAAAUGGGGAGACCCUCUAAGAGUCUCACAUCACCGAACUGCCCCACUGGGAUCGGUGGGUGGAAGGAAGUAUUCCCUUUCAGAUAAUUACCUACUCAUUCAAAAUUGCAUAUACACAAUUAUGCUUUCAAGACUGUUUGCACCUGCCAGUGUUUUGCUGUUGACAUACGCUUCAUUUGCAAAUUGGUGCAUGCCACAUUGCUUCCUGCUGAAAGCCUGUAACUUUUCAUACGAUAAAUAUCCCUGGUCUACUUUUUUGUCUCACUUUCCUUGUGCUACAGUGCAAGAGUUCUGCAGCUAGCAAAACGGUGGUAGCAUUGGGGUGCUAUCACAGAGCAACUAAUAAAGCAGAACGAUGUCUGCACAGCCCAGUAUAAAUUCACUAUUACUGCAUCAAUGAGAUGUUGCAGACAAAACCCCCACAAUAUUUUGGAGAUGGUGUAAGGCAGUUGCCUGCAGUACCCCUGGCUCAAUUAGCCCUUCCUAUCAAAACUUCUAAUCAUAAAACUAUAUAUUAUUUAGUGAUUUAUUUAUUUUACGAUUGUAUGCAUAAUAAUAUUUUGACUGUAAAAGUUUUGAAGGUGAGAUAUAAAGCCUUGGAGAUGAAACUGACUGACAGUUCAUCAAAUAAUAUACUUUGCAUCCAUCUCUAUGUUUGAAGCCACCAUACCACUCAAACCUAUAGUGUAAUACUGAGCCAACUAACUGGCAUAAAUUUUGGGGGAAACAGUCAUCUAAGUCCAUUUCUGUAAGGUUGAAAGAAAACCGCAUAAAGAUACUAUCUUGGUGGCGUUGCAAAGCUCUCAUAUGCAAUAAAAAACCCUCAAACAAACCCACUAUAUUGGAGAGGUUGCCCAGCGCUUGGGAUCUUACAACCACAUGUGGUGGAACUGCAUGGUGGUUCAAGGUUUUUGGAGUUUAAUAAUGGAUGAAGUCUUAUUACAAGUCAAGUGGUUCUCUGUGAUCCCAGACUAGCAUGGUUAAACUCAAGUUUUAAAGGGCUAAUUGUUUAAAGAACUAUUAAUCCUUGUUUUGGUGACCAUCAGACAAGUUUUGGCUCAAAUUUGGAAGGCAGCUGCCAAUGCACUUGUGGAAAAACUAAGCAACUUACGGCCAACACACCAAGGGCAAUCCUGAGGACACAUGGUGCACAUCAGAAACCGUAACAUGACAAAGACACAUCCAUUGACUCAUGGUAAUUGCUGGAGUAAAUCCACAGAGACAAUGAGCAUCAUAUUACCUAAUGCCUUCAAUAUUUACACAUGAUUCGUUAAACACCUGUAUGUGAAUAUCAUAUGUACAUGGAGGGAAUGGCGAGCAGGGUGCAGGCAAUAGGGAGUUAUUUUGAGUUGGAUCAUUGGUCUGUCUUUACAACUGAAAAUGCAUAUGCUAUAAAAAUAAGAGUGAAAACUGAAAGAGUGGCAGAACAACACAGGAAGCUGCCUCAUAUGGAGUCAGGCCAUCUAGCUCUGUAUUGCUCACACUGACUGGCAGCAGUUCUCUGGGAUUUUCAGACUGAGGUCAUUCUGAUUGAACUUGGGGCCUUCGGCAAGUCACGUGCCGCUACUACUGAGCUACUGAUGGAACAAUGAUCCAUCCAUUGUUGACAGCUGUAAGAAAGAAAGGAACUAUCUAGGGCAGGAGUAGGCAACCUAAGGCCCGUGGGCUGGAUGCGGCCCAAUUGCCUUCUCAUCCGGCACGCGGACGGUCUGAGAAUCAGCAUGUUUUUACAUGAGUAGAAUGUGUCCUUUUAUUUAAAAUGCAUCUCUGGGUUAUUUGUGGGGCAUAGGAAUUCGUUCAUCCCCCCCCAAUAUAGUCCGUCCCACCACAUGGUCCAAGGGACGGUGGACCGGCCCACGGCUGAAAAAGGUUGCUGACCCCUGAUCUAGGAUGUAGGAUGCAAUGGGUAGGAUGGGGGGGGGGCUUUAUCAGCAGCUGCAGCCCAAUUAUGGACCACUCUGACCUGUGAACAACUGUUGGCCCCCUCCCUCAUUGUGUUUUGCUGGUCAUUGAAGUCCUUUAAUUACAGCAGGCUUUUAUCAUAUAAUGCAAGUAAUAUGUUCAUUACUUUUAAUUAACACAGGAGUAGGGAUGAGGUUUCCUGAUCUGUACCUGUUCAUCAUUAUUGAAACUUUAUCCAAAAUGGUUCUUGUUUAAUUAAAUUUGAAUGAUCUCGGCCUGGUGUGAUUUACAAAAAUAAUGUCAUGGUUUUUUAUUUCCCUGACAGUGGCAGUGAUUGCAUCUCACAUAUUGGAUAUGAAACAAAAAAUUAAAAAAUUCCUUCCAGUAGCACAGGCAUCCACAAACUUCAGCCCUCCAGAUGUUUUGGGCUACAAUUCCCAUCUUUGCCGACCACUGGUCCUGUUAGCUAGGGAUCAUGGCAGUUGUAGGCCAAAACAUCUGGAGGGCUGCAGUUUGGGGAUGCCUGCAGUAGCACCUUAGAGACCAACUAAGUUUGUCAUAGUUACAGGUAGGUAGCCGUGUUGGUCUGAGUCGAAACAAAAUAAAAAAAAUUCCUUCAGUAGCACCUUAAAGCCCAACUAAGUUUUUAUUUUGGUAUGAGCUUUCGUAGAAGAUGAGCAAUUAAAUAGUCCUGAGAUGGUAUGUUGGAUGUUGUUGGGGCCAGUAAUGGUGUUGUCUGGGUGUAUGUGGCAGCAAAGUUGGCAUCUGGGUUUAUUGCAGGCUCUGGUACCAGUGUCCAUAUUAAGUCUGGUGGUUGUAUUAUUGUGGGUGAGGAGUUGUUUAAGAUUGGGUGGCUGUCUGUAGGCAAUGAAAGGUCUUCCUUCCAGAGCUUGAGAAAGGGAGCUGUCAUUGUCCAGGAGAGGCUGUAGAUCUCUGAUGUUGUACUGUUUUAACGUGGGAGCUGUAUGUGAUGACUAGUGGUGUUCUGUUAUUUUCUUUUUUGGGUCUGUCUUGCAGCAGGUUCUCUCUAGGUAUCAGUCUGGCUCUGUUGAUCUGUUGUUUAACUUCAUCAGGUGGAUAUUUUAGUUCUAAAAAGCUCAUACCAAAAUAAAAACUUAGUUGGUCUUUAAGUUCACGAAAGCUCACACUAAAAUAAAAACUUAAUUGGUCUUUAAGUUUGUCAUAGGUAUGAGCUUUCGUGUUCCUGCACAUUUCUUACUUAGUUGGUCUCUAAGGUGCCACGGUACUAGAAGGAAUUUUUAAAUUUUUUGUUUCGACUACGUCAGACCAGCACGGCUACCUACUUGUAACUAGUAUAUUGGAUAUGGUUAUUUCCCCAAUUCUUUCUUAUUUCCUUUUUGCUAUUUACAGUGGUGCUAUUGUUCUUGAUUGCCCACCAUCAAAUAGCCAUUGCCCCCAGGCACUUUUACUUUAUAAGUUUUAUUUGCUUGGGGUGUGAAAUAUACUCGGAGUCGAGAGGGGAAACAGAACCAUUUAAAAUCAUUGUCUUUGCGGGUGAAUGGCACAGAUCAUCAGGAAGACACAUCCCCCGUGUGAAAAACCAGGCAUCCAAUCAUCACCCUCACUCUCCCUUUCCCUUUUUGCAGAUGUGAAUGACCACAUACAGGUGAAAAGUUGGCAAGGGAAGUAAUUGUGAAUGGGGAUUUCAACCUGGAUCUACCCAGCCCUAGUCCAUCACCCUGUUAGCCUGCUUUUGCAAAAGGAGCUCUGUUUGACACUGUUAGGAUUAAAAGGGGCAGGUAUAAAGCUUGCUUUUUUUACUUUGAAUCAGGUGGCUUGUGAUGACGUUUACGUAUCCACAGCAUACCGGCUCCCAACCAGCAUUCCGCUCACAGAUCAUGUGCACUUAAACAAAAGGACUCUCCUUGCGCACCCUCUUCCUCCUCCUCCCCCUGUUCAAAAAGAAUUUGCUCGCUAAUCCUUCACUUAAGUAAUUGGUAUGCAAUGAGAGAACUCAGUCUUAAGGUGUGGUAACUUCAGGAAUUCAUCCUUCCACAUUUAUCUGAUUCAUAUGAUUCAAAUGCAUGGCCAGGAGACAGAUGGAAGGAGAGCAGAGCCCUCCAGCCAAGAACCAUGGCCGUUGCAUUGUGGGCUGCAUUGUUGCUCUUCAUUGGUCACUCCUUCCAACUUGGAAUCCUGCUUCCUCCACAAAAUGUGACACUAAUUUCAGAGAACUUCUACAUUUUCUUGACAUGGCACCAGUCUCCAGACUCGACCAACAGCACUCAGUAUGAGGUGGAGAAAAGUAAUGGUAACAGAUCUUAUCCUGACUGGAUCAAAGAGCCGUCCUGCAAAAGAAGGAAUCUCAGAGGAAACCGAAGCUGCCAGCUUCAUCUGCCAAACUUGCUCAGUUUUUACCAAGCUAGGGUGAGAGCCCAGGAUGGAGGCAGGUUGUCUGAAUGGGCCUAUUCGAAACCGCUGCAGCUAUACAAAGACACUGUUAUUGGCCCUCUCAUUCUCUCUCUGGCUGCUGCAGAUCGUAGCAUUACUGUAUCCGUCUCUAUGCCCCAGAUCCUACUGGAGGACUCAUUUCGUUUCACAUCCCGUCUAAAGAUCCUGAUCAUCCUCAGUAGUGAAGGGGGAGAUUUCCAGAACGUAAUGUUGUGUGAAGAUGAACGGAACAGCUGUUGGAUGGAUAGCAAACAAAGAAGAAGAAACAUAACAAAACACACCUUUGAGAAUGUGAAGCCAAAUACCAAUUAUUGCGUCAAAGCAGAAGUUGCAGACCAGCCAACCAGGGAAGCUGUGCGGUGUAUUAAAACACCAGCUAGCUCAACAGGUAACUACUGGACCCUUUCUGUUAUAGUGUUGGCCUCUGUUUUUGGACUCAUCCUGUUGAGCGGGGUUGGAAAGACUUUCCUUAAGCAGUACAUGCAAUUGAGAACCUCAGAAACGGAUCUACCCAAAUCCCUGGUUUUUCUGAACAGGAAUUCAUCUGCUCUGAUACCUGCACUUUACUUGGAAGCUGAUUCCGUAGUUUUCAUCUCAACUACUGUGCAGCUGCCCUUGGAAGACGGUCUUCCAACAGAGCAGGAAAACCCCCAGUUCCAACUGAUUCCAGGCAGUUUAGGUGCUCAGGGAUCAAGUGACUAUUGUCCAAAUGGUUUUGAUAAGGGCAAUGAGGACCCCUCUUGCUUGUCAGUUGCUGUUGUAGACUCCCUCUCGUCAGGAGGCCCAGUGAGGGAAGAUUAUUCAGGUGAUGAGGACUACAGAAGUGCUCUGGAGGUCUUGGAAACUUCUGAACACCCAUCACCAUCACCUGGAGGAUUUCAUUUUGGUGGCUUGGAGACAGUCUCUUGGGAAUGCAGAACUAGCUAUAAAAGUGGCCAAGUGAGAUGGCUGCCUUAAUCUGGGGCUGAUAUUCCCCUCAGCUCUUUGAAGUUGCAGGCUCAUCUAGACACUCAAGGCCUUGUGUACAGUCCAGGACUUUUUGAUAUAGUGAAAGGCUGCGAUGCCUACCCAGAGGCCCCAGCCAAGCAGGUCGCUGAGUUACAGGUGUGCUGGGAUCAGAGCAGUUUCUUAGAAGAUGCGGAGCUUUGUAACAGCUCCAGCCUGGAAGCCAAAGACACAAAGGCAAUGAGUUUCCCUGGCUAUGAACUCCACCAACCCAUCCUUUUCUGUGAACCAUAGUUUUUUGAUGUGUCAAAUAAGCAACUGGGAAAUGCAGAAACCCCAGCUGCUGCCUCACCUCAGGAGGAGGUGGGAGCUGAGGAAGAAAGAGAGAGGUCUGUCCUGACAGGUCUUCUAAAGGGUCACUGGCCUCUCUUUCCCUCCCCUCCCACUAUAUCCCAAUAUAUUUUGCUUCCUGACAUGCACACCCUCCUCCAGCUCGCCACCUCACUGUGAUUCCUGGCAACUGAUGCCUCAAAUGUCUGUCUCACUCUGCCUGAAGGUAGGGAAGGCCCUGAGGAUGGUGAGACAGCAAUCUGACUCAUGAAUUUACCUAAUCCAAAUGUAGCCAUGUAACUGGAGUGUACAAAGGUGAGCCAGAAAAUUGUAAGAAGGAGUAAUGGUGGAACUCCUCCUUCUCAUGUGCCUCAUGUGUGUUAAACCUUACAUUCUACCAAGGCUCCAAGGAUGCUCCAAACUGGGAGCUUUGGGUAUUAUUGUACUGUAUUUGAAAAUUCAUUGAUAGAUUUGUGGCUCUUGUGUUCCCAAACUGUGUGGCUGCUGUCAGUGGGUCUUUUGCAUUCAUCAUCUUCCCAGCUCCCAUAUCAAUGUUAUAGAAACUGGGGUUCGCUUUUACAGCUGAAGUCCCACUCAAGGGGCUCAGAAUUCCCCAAGGUCUGCUCUCAGAAAAAUAAAAGGAGACAACAACCAAGUAAAAGUAAAGCAAGGCUGGCUGCUAAGCCUGAUCCUUAUUGAAUGGUUGCAACAGAGAAUUCCCCUCUCCUCUAACAGGAAGAAGAAGAGCCCCAAACAAAGAGGAUAGCAACUUUUAAAACUUCAGAAAGUGUGCUAUCCUCUUUACAGAAAGACCACCCAGAAACAUGUAAUAAAAAGGGGUUGUUCUGUGAAAUUGGGAGCAUGCAGGGAUUACAUUCUUUCCAACUUGUCUAGACUGAUAUUUUAUGAAUUGCCUGUCUCACUCUGCCAUUCAUACUCCUGACACAUUAACCAUUCCUUUAGAUAUUGCAACCAUCCCUGUCUCCUCUUCUUUCUUAGCCUAUUCUUCUUGCACUGACUCAAAUCUCUCCCCUUUUAUUCACAAAAAAACCUCCAUUUGGCAGUUUCCACCUUCUUCUGGCAAGUACUAACUCCAAACCUGCCAGUUGCCCAUCAGCAGUACAUUUAGGAUUUCCUCACUACCUGACUACAUUGGUGGCUGCCGGGGUCCAAUGUGGAACAAACGUGGUUCGUCCAUUCCCCUUUUCGCUCACUAUAACAUUUUGAUUUUGACAUGAGUAUCAUUCAUAAAACACAUUAUUCAUUCAUUCAUAAAAAUAUCUUAUUUUCUUAGGGGAAGGUUAUAAAUUGAUUCUUUCUGGGUGGCACGUGCUUUCCAUUUACAGCAAAUACUCUUCCUGGUUGAGGCUUGAUGGAAGGCGCUGACAGCUCAACAACGGAGUGUUAAUUAGGUCUCUGCACCGUUCUGCAAGGUGUUUGCUGUUGCAAAGAAGCAGCUAGCAAGGCUACCAUAGUUGUACAUAGGAAGGUGUCUCCAGACUAUAAGUCUCUUGUGGGAGGGAUUCAAAUUGUGCAAUUUAAGUAGAUUAAAGUGCUCUGCCGUCCUUGGCCGGAAGGCAUCAAUAAUGAUGGGAGGGGUGGGGGAUUAAAUCUCAAGGAUGCACAGACAUAAAGUGGCUACAAUAUUUGCCCAAUGCAUUUUGAACACACUUAUUCAAGGGCCCUGCAUGUAAGAACAAUGAACAUACCUUAUUGAAACAUUUAAACAAUAUGCAAAUAUUGUUGAAACUAAUAUUAUUAAAGCAGACCCUUUGUAAAUAUAUGCCGGUUGGCUACAUUAUUCCAAAUAUCAGAGGCACUAUGCCGCUCACUGAGGAGAAUGUUGUGUGCUCAGGCCUCGCUUGCACAACACUCCUCAGUGACUGGUAUUCAGUGAAAGAAAACUAAGCCCCUCUUGACUGGGCCAAGGCCCACCUCAUCUAUCAUUCCUUUUCCAGAGUUCAGUCAAAUGCCUUUACAAAGGCUUUACUUGGCCAGACAACAGCAUUACAACACUGAGAGUAGUGAGGGUUUUGAAGGACUCUUGGGUUUCAGUUCUUUUAUUGCUUUUAAAAAGUGCGUAUUUGGUAAAUUUGCCUUUAAAUGAGAAACUGGAUCAAAUAAUUUCUUCCCCAUCCCUACUCAUCACUGAUCCUUUGGGAUUCAACAUACAGUGUUACCUAGGGUUACAAACUUAAUUCAUUCCGGUUGGUUCUUAACCUGAAACUGUUCUUAACCUGAGGCAUGCUUUUGCUAAUGGGGCCUCCUGCUAGCGCGCGAUUUCCGUUCUCAUCCUGGAGCAAAGUUUGCAACCCGAGGUACUAAUUCUGGGUUAGUGGAGUUUGUAACUCAAAGUGCUUGUAACCCGAAGUGUUUGUAACCUGAGGUACCACUGUAUAAUGAUAACAGCAAAGCAUCUUCCCAUUAUUUUCCCCCUCCCAUAACAUGAUGGGAGUCUGAGGAGCUACCAGGUGUGGCAUGAGAUUUUAUGCCAGCAGCACCUUUUAGGUGUCGUAAUGGCAGACCCUCCCAACGCCCCUGUUUUCCAGGGACAGUCCUGGAUUUACAGAAGCCAUUUCGGUUUCUGAUUUGAUCCCAGAAUGUCCUGCUUUUUCUUAGGAUGUCCCUAUUUUCAUCAGAGGGUAUGGAGUUAUGCAACCCCCAGCCCAAGGAGAUAAGUAACUAUACAACCUUUAUAAGGCAUAUGAAGGCAGCCUAGUACAGUAUAGGGAAAUUUAUUUAGAAUGUUUACUUUUUUAUGUUUUUGUCUAUGUUGGAAGCUGCCUAGAGUGGCUGGGGCAACCCAAUCAGAUGAGCUGGACAUAAGGUUGUUGUUGUUGUUGUUGUUGUUGAAUACGACAUCCCUAUUUCCAUCAGAGAAAUGUUGGAGGGUAUGUAAUGGUACCAUAAGGAGGGCGCUGCCUUUUUCCAGCUCAGAUUAUCUGCCCAGGUAGUCCAAUCUUGUUUACUCUCUCAGGCUGCAACUCAGCAGAGUAGUUAUUCACUACUCUUUGGCUGCUCUGCGCCUGCUUUGUUUAAGCAAACGAUGCUUGUUUAUCUUGGAUGGGGCUCAUGGCCUUAUGUGGUUUCAACACAGCCAGAGCAAUGGAAGGGAAAUAUAUGCUUGGAACAUAUCUUAAUUUACGUAUUUUUAUAUUUCCCACACCUUCAACAUAUGUGCAUUGAUGUUCCCAGGGCAGCUAACGGAAGAGGGGAGAAAAUGAAUGUCUAAUUUAAAAGUAGUAGUAGUAGUAGUAGUAGUGGAGCAUAGAUAUGAAUACUGUACAGAAAAUUAAAAUCACAAACUGAAGCAGGAACAGCCUAUGGUAAUAGAUAGAAAAAAUAUUUACAAGAGCAGGUCUUAAAGGGCUGGAGAAACUGGUUAUUUCAUGACUGGAUUACUGCAAUGAGCUUUAUGUCGGUCUUUCCUCACAUUUGGUCUGGAAGAUGCCGUUAGAGCAGAAUGCGGCAGAACAACAGGAGGUACUGUCAGAUUAUAAAACCUGUGCUCUGCAGGUUACUGAUUUUCAACUGGGUCAUGUUCAGGGUGUUGCUAUUAGCAUAUAAAGCCAUUGACAACUUGGGAUCAGUUUACCACUCAAAGAAGUUCGAUCGGUGGAAUUGGCGCGACUAAAGCUGCCACAUAAUACCCAUUCUGCAUUUGUAAGAAUUUGAUUGUUUUUUUAAAAUUGUUUUUAUUAAGGGUUUUCUUGGUUUACAAAGAUAAGAGCAAUGUCUCUCUUAACAUUUUUACAGCUCAGUUUCGGUUGUUGAGACAUUGGUGAGGGGAGGGGAAGGAUAGUAGGUGGAGGGAGGGAGGGUGGGAUGGGGUGGGCUUUUUCUUGUCAGCGACGCUUGCAUAGGUUCUCUGUUGUUCGCCUGUUUUCCUUUGAUGGUGAGAGGUGCUGGGGUUGGCCUAGGAUAUGGUUGUUCCUUUGUGGUUAGCUGUGGUGGUCUUUGUUUUGUUUGUAAGCAGGGGAGUGAGUGUGUGGGUCAGGUUAACCAUAUUGAUUCAUAUGCUGUUGGUGGGUUUUUGUUGUUGUCUUGUUGGGCUGUGUAUGUGAUAAAGGGGAACCAUACCGGGGUGAAGCCAUCUUCUUCUAUUUGUCCCCAUGUCAGUUUCAACUUAUUGGUUAAUUUUUCUAGUAGGGCUGUUUCCCAUACUAUUUGGUACCAAUGGUCCAUGUUUAUUCCUGAUAGGUCUUUCCAGUGUCUGGUUAUGGUGCUUCUGGUUGCUGAGAGUAAGUGGGUUAUGAGUUCUUUGUGGUGUAGGUGCGCGUUAUUGUCCUGGAAUAUGUUUAGCAAGGCCAAUUCUGGGGUGAGUUCUAAUGCUUGUUGGGUUAUUUUACCUAUUUCUCUUAUGGUUGUUUUCCAGAAUAGUUGGAUUUUGGGGCACUCCCACCACAUGUGGAAAUAUGUGCCUGUUGAGGUGCAUCCUCUCCAGCAUUUUGCUGAGGUUCCUGGGUGUAUUAUCGCUAGUUUCCGUGGUGUUAGGUACCACCUGUAGAUGAUUUUCAGAGUGAGUUCUUUCCUUUUUGCUGAUAUGGAUUUAAAGGGGGGUUUAGACCACAUUUUGGUCCAUUGGGUGGGGUUAAUUUCAUAGUUUAUGUCAUCUUCCCAUUGUUUUUUGAUUGUGUCUAGGGGGUUUAUGGGGUUUUGGAGCAAUAUUUUAUAUAUUGCAGAUACCAUCCCUUUGCCGUGUCCCUUUGUCGUUAGGAGGAGGUUUUCAAAGGUUGUUAGGGGCCUGGUUGCUGUUGAUUUUACUACUGGAUUGUUUAAGAGGGCGUGUAGUUGGUGUUGUGCUAACCAGGAUAUUUGAAUGUCUUCUAGUUUGUCCUGUAUUUCUUGUGUUGUCAUAGGCUGGUUAUUUUUAUAAAAGUCUAUUAGGCGAUAUAAGCCUUUGGUCUGCCAGGUUUUUAUCUGAAGGUUUUGUGCUGCAUGGUGGAAUAGCGGGUGGUAAGCCAGGGGGAUUAGUGGGGAUGAGGUUGGGGAUAGUUUGUCUGUUUCUGUUUUCCAUGCUUUGAACAUGGGUUUGUGUGUACCUAUUUAGUGUUGUUUGAAUCUUCCUUAGUUUGUUUGGGAAAGAAUUUGAUUGUUUAGUACGGCAGCACCUGCACUUUAGAACUCCCUUCCUAUUGAUAUCGAGCAGGAGCCUUUACUGUGGUCUUUUCAGAGCCUGCUAAAAAUAAAUAAUCCAUUUUUUAGACAAGCCUACCCAGAAUCUUAGAAAGCAGAGGUGAUUUUAAUCUGUUUUAGUGUAUGUUUUAAAGGUGGGUUGUGAUGUUUUUCUUGAUUUCAAUUGCUUGAAAUUUUUGUAAACCACUUUGAGAUUUAUGUUUUAUGUUGUUGUUGUUUUUACAGUCAAGCAGUGUAUAAAUUUAAUAAAUAAAUAAAUAAAAUAUAAAUAUAAAUAAAUAAAUAAAACACAACUGUGUUUACCCAGCAUCUUAAAUGUAAGGAGGUCUCUCGGUUGACCUUUUUAGGGAGGGCAUUCCAUGUAGGGAUGGAUGGAUGGAUGCAUAAAUUGCAGUUUCUCUCCGUUGCUCAUUUCCCCAGCCUUAAGUUUAGUAUUUUUGCAUCAGGUUUUUUUUUUAAAGUCCUCAUGAAAUAUGUCAGCAUUUCAGUGCAAAUUUCUCUUCUUGAGUACACAAUUUUGCAAGCAAUUUCCCCUCCCCCAUGUAAUACAUUUUAUGUUAUUCUCAUGGAUACAUGGCGCGGCUACCAUAUUUCAUUGACAUAGUUGGAAUAUGGCAGUUGGAAUCAGUGUUCCUGGGCGUCUGAAGUCUAGAUUUUGUGAAAAAAUCCUUUAAAAUAGUUCAAAAACUUGGGGGGGGGGGAGCUCAACAACUGUUGUGUCCAGAUUUUCACUUUUUGAAAUAUGGCAACCCCAAUUAUGAUUUUUUUAAUGCACACUUACCCCAAUCUACACAUUAUUUGGUUGCAGAACUCCAUUGUAAAAAUUAGAGAAGUACAACUUUAGAAGGUUGGUUGUGUUUGGGUUCACAUAUCAUUUCAGAAAGUGUGAAUUAGGUAGGUUUGCAUGAAAAUCCUAACUGAAUUUCCGUGGUCCAAAUUGGUGUGUGCGCAUGUGUAUUUGCAGGUGUAAUUUUCUGCAACAUGCCAUUGAUGCAAGAGUAGUGCACUGGUGGUUGAUUUAUAUUGGACCAGUCACACGUUAUUCUAAAGCGCAACAAAAGCAUGAAAAGAAAUAAAUUUGAACAUCUGCGGUGUAAAAAGUUAAAGGGUUUCAGCAGGAAGCUACAGGACAUGGGCUGAUCGAAAACAAAGCAGUAUAUCCACCUCGAAGUUUCUGCAGGCACAAACAGUAUUGAAAGCAGAAUCACAUAUAACCACCCCAAUACCAUCAAGAGCACAAACAAUCAUGAACGCGUAAUAAAAAAAAGUGUGCCUGGAAGUGGGAGUCCUAUAUAAAUAAUCAUAAAUAGAAGCUAUGCUUAUGAACCUUUUGGGGCUCCUUUGAUACCCUCCUAUUGCCUUGAGCCAGCCAGAGUGGUAGGAUCACAUCAAUAAUUCUUCAUCUGAUGGCAACAGACACCCAGUAAAUAGAAGCAAAUUGAAUACAGGACAGGAAUAGAUGUAGUUAGGACAAGCUGCCUAAAGCAAUGACAGGCACCCCAGGCCAAGAUGGAUGACUUUUCUGAUUCAUCUGUCUUCUCUCCUCCCUCUCAUGGGAUGUGCUGCGGAAGGGGAAAUGAACCUGUCAAGGUUAGGGGUGAAAAACGAGUUUUGUAGCAGCUGAUGUGACUCCUCUGGAAAGAUGCAUGAGAACUGUUUGUCCAGUUUCCAGCAGCUGGAAGAGCCACAUGAUAAUGGCUCAGUUGUGGAGCCAGCAAGAAACACAAUAGCAGAACAUGGCAGAGGCAGCCACAAGCAAGAAUGCUGUUGGAGCUUUGGUGUCUGUUCCUAGCAUAGCAAUCACUAGUUUAUUGCACAUCCAUCCUGAUUUGCUUGCAUAAAACUUGUGCAGAGAUUAGAUUGCAUCCGUUGAGCAUUUGCUCCGAUUUGUUUGCGGGGUGGUUGCAUGACAACCAGCAUCCAUUCUGAUAUGCUUUCAGGGUAUUUACAUAUAUUUCUAAUAAAAAAAUUCCUUCAG
Zootoca vivipara (common lizard) is the source of this 14061-nucleotide messenger RNA. Its product is annotated as interferon upsilon receptor 1-like. Gene Ontology annotation, cellular component: plasma membrane. Gene Ontology annotation, biological process: cytokine-mediated signaling pathway. The record is from RefSeq and is a predicted model, not a curated record. Lineage: Eukaryota; Metazoa; Chordata; Lepidosauria; Squamata; Lacertidae. Gene Ontology annotation, molecular function: protein binding; cytokine receptor activity.